This is a messenger RNA of Dipodomys spectabilis (banner-tailed kangaroo rat), 3893 nucleotides long. RefSeq lists its product as uncharacterized. Gene Ontology annotation, molecular function: signaling receptor binding. Gene Ontology annotation, biological process: regulation of cytokine production; T cell receptor signaling pathway. Gene Ontology annotation, cellular component: external side of plasma membrane. The transcript has 14 exons. The coding region runs from base 651 to 3764 and encodes 1037 amino acids. NCBI's taxonomy places the organism in Eukaryota, Metazoa, Chordata, Mammalia, Rodentia, Heteromyidae. The record is from RefSeq and is a predicted model, not a curated record.
CCGAGGACUGGCGUCCGGUAUCCUCGUAUCCUGUAAAUAAUGCAAGGCGAAGAAAAGUUCUUUUCGAGCGGCUUGUUCUCAGGUGGAAAUUGUGACCAUGAACUUGUUGGAGAAAAGAGCAAUGAUGGUAAAAUUGUCCUUUGUGGGAGAGAGAAGAAACGAAAGCCGAGAGGUUAAUUCCGGAAGGGAAGGAAGGGAAGGGAAUCGCCCGGUGGAUCCGGGGUGGUGAGCCGUAGAACGGAAUCUUCUCUGGAGGAAGGGCCGGGUCCCUGGCCAGGCGAAGCCCACGGUGGGGAGGCACAGCCGCCCCUGCUUUACCAGGAGUCGAUCGGCCAGGCUCACGGGGAAAAGGGAAGGAAGGUGUGGAAGAAUAUCAAGUGACAACCGAAGAAACCGGACUCUGGAAAGAAAAACGAGCCGAACAGGGGAGAAAACUGUCUGCCUGAUGUUUUUGUUCUUUUGUUUCAUGGAAUGUAAAAUGAACCUAUCUAUCAGGGUAUACCGGAACCACAAAAUGAAGGGAUCUGCCCAAGACAGGAGUUAGGAUGAAAGUCUGCCCUAGAUGAAAACGACUUGGCCGAUUUCUCCUCCUAUGUAACCUUAGGCGUUGGGUCCCUGCCUGGCCUAGGUGAAUCCCAUCCUGGAGACGUAUGGAGUCAGUUGCUUCACUGCACCUCAGCCUGGCGGCCUCUCUUCUCUCCCCCUUCCUCAGCCUGUGUGCACUGGUCUCAGGCCAGUUUUCUGUUGUGGGGCCAACUGAUCCCAUCCAGACUAUGGUGGGAGAAAACACCACAUUACACUGCCACCUGUCACCUGAGAAAAAUGCUGAGGACAUGGAGGUACGGUGGUUUCGGUCUCAGUUCUCCUCUGCCGUGCUGGUGUAUAAGGGCAGGCAAGAGAGAACAGAGGAACAGAUGGAGGAAUAUCAAGGAAGAACCACCUUUGUAAGCAAAGACAUCAACAAGGGAAGCGUGGCAUUGAUUAUUCACAGUGUCACAGCCCAUGACAAUGGCAUCUAUCACUGUUACUUCCAAGAAGGCUGGUCCUAUGAUGAGGCUGUCAUGCGCCUUGUGGUGACCAGCAUGGGCUCUAAGCCUCUCAUUGAAAUGAAUGGCCAUGAAGAUGGAGGCAUCCUGCUGGAGUGCACAUCUGGAGGGUGGUACCCAGAACCCCAUGCGGUAUGGAGAGACCCAUAUGAUGAGGUCAUACCUUCCUUGGAGGAGUCUUAUGCUGCUGACAGUGAUGGUCUCUUCAUGGUCACCAUGACUGUGAUCAUCAGAGACUGUUCUGUGAGGAAUAUGACAUGCUCCAUCAACAACACUCUGCUUAGACAGGAGAUGAGAAGUGUGAUUUUCAUUCCAGCUCCACUUUCAGAAUCCUUCAUGCCCAGCCUAUCUUCCUGGAUGGUGGUCCUGACUGUCAUCUUGCCUGUUCUGAUCCUCCUAAUAUCUGGAAGCAUCUGUUUCAUCAAGAAACUACACAGCAGAAAGGAAAGUCUGUCAGCAGAAAAAGAGGUUGAAUAUGAAGAAAAAGAAAUUGCACAUAAGGAACUGGAACAACUUCAAGAGGAACUGCGAUGGAGAAGAACUCUCUUAAUUGCUGCUGAUGUGGUUCUGGAUCCAGAUACUGCUCAUCCUGAGCUCUUUCUGUCAGAGGACUGGAGAAGUGUGAGACGGGGUCUUUCUCGGCAGAGCUUGCCUGAUAACCCAGAGAGGUUUGAUUGUCGGCCUUGUGUCUUGGGCCAGGAGAUCUUCUCAUCCGGGAGACAUUACUGGGAGGUGGAGGUUGAAAAUGUAAUGGUGUGGGCUGUUGGAGUUUGUAGAGACAGUGUGGAGAGGAAAGGAGAGGCCUUGCUGCUUCCUCAGAAUGGCUUUUGGACCCUCGAGAUGUUUGGGAACCAGUACCGGGCUCUGUCCUCCCCUGAGAAGAUUCUUCCUCUGAAAGAGCGCCUCCGCCGUGUGGCCAUCUUCCUGGACUAUGAAGCUGGAGAUGUUUCCUUCUACAACAUGCGGGACAGGUCACACAUCUACACAUGUCCCCGUUCAAACUUUUCUGGUCCUCUGAGACCCUUUUUUAGGCUGGGUUCUGAUGACAGUCCACUCUUCAUCUGCCCAGCGUUCAGAGGGGCUCAGGGGGUCACAGUGCCUGAAGGGGGGCUCAUUUUACACAGAGCAGGGACCCACCAUCACCCACAGAACCAAUUUCUUGGUCUCAGACUCAUGUAUCUGCUCACCUUCAUGCUCCUGCAGCUGCCCAAGCUGGAUUCAGCUUCCUUUGAUGUGAUUGGACCCCAGGAACCCAUCCUUGCUGUGGUGGGUACAGACACCCAGCUGCCUUGUCAUCUCUCCCCAAACGUGAGUGCAGAGCACAUGGAGCUACGAUGGUUCAGACAAACGUUGUCACCGGCAGUGUUUCUGUACCAAAACCAGCAGGAGCAGGUCAGGGAGCAGAUGCCUGAGUACCAAGGGAGGGUGACCCUGGUGAAGGACAACAUCACCACUGGACAUGCUGCUGUGAGGAUACAUGGUGUCAGGGCCUCAGAUGAUGGGGAGUACCGAUGCUUUUUCAGGGAGAAUGAAAGCUAUGAAGAGGCUAUUGUGCAUCUGAAAGUGGCUGCUCUAGGCUCCGAUCCUCAUAUCAGUAUGGAAGUUCAAGACAGUGGACAAGUGCAGCUAGAGUGCACCUCAGUGGGGUGGUAUCCAGAACCCCAGGUGCAGUGGAGAACUUCCACAGGAGAGACGUUAUUAUCCAGGUCAGUGUCCAAGAAUCCUGAUGAAGAAGGCCUAUUCACUGUGGUAGCUUCAGUGAUCAUUGGAAGUGACUCCAUAGAGAAUGUGUCCUGCUCUAUCCAGAAUCUCCUUCUUGGACAGGAGAAGGAAGCAAGAAUUUCCAUACCAGCUCCCUUCUUCCCAAGACUGACUCCCUGGAUAGUGUGUGUGGCUGUUGUGCUAAUCGUCUUAGGACUUCUCACCAUUGGCUCUAUAUUUUUUAUUUGGAGAUUGUACAAGGAAAGAGAGAGGACGAGUAAAUUCAGUUCUACAGAGAAACUACUAGAAGAACUCAAAUGGAAAAAGGCUACAUUGCAUGCAGUUGAUGUGACUCUAGAUCCAGACACAGCCCAUCCUCACCUCUUUCUGUAUGAAGACUCAAAAUCUGUUCGACUGGAAGAUUCACGCCAGAAACUGCCUGACAAACCAGAGAGAUUUGACUCCUGGCCCUGUGUGUUAGGCCGUGAGACUUUCACUUCGGGAAGUCAUUACUGGGAGGUGGAAGUGGGAGACAGGACCGAUUGGGCAAUCGGUGUGUGUAGAGAGAAUGUGAUAAAGAAAGGAUCUGAUCCCAUGACUCCUGAAAAUGGGUUCUGGGCUGUGGAAUUGUAUGGAAAUAGAUACUGGGCCCUUACAGCACUGCGUACCCCUCUCCCAUUAACAGGAUCGCCGCGCCGUGUUGGAAUUUUCCUGGACUAUGAAUCAGGAAACAUCUCUUUCUAUAACAUGACUGAUGGAUCUCAUAUCUAUACUUUCCCCAGCAUUUCUUUCUCUGGCCCCCUCCGGCCAUUCUUUUGCCUAUGGUCCUGUGGUGAAAAGCCCUUGACCAUCUGUCCAGUUGUUGAUAGGCCUGAGGGGGUUAUAGUCGUUGCUAACAGCCAGGACCUUUCUAAGGAUAUCCCUUUGUCCCCUAUGGGGGAGGAUUCUGCCUCUGGAGAUACCGACACCCUCCAUUCUAAACUAAUCCCUUCCCAAUCCAACCAAGGGCUACCUUAAGAAAAAUCCCUGUUCAACUGUUUUCUUUUGCUCUAAUUCCUCUCCUCCAUCACCCCAAGGUUUCAGCUGACAGCUUCACAUAGUCCCUGUUUCUUCCUGUUGGGUUUUGAUUACUUCAUUUUAGGAAGG